CUGAAAUUAAGCUUGAUGGAGGAACUGGUAGGUCUAGAUGAUUCGAGAGAAGCCUGCGAUCUUCGUAGAAUAUGAUUCGCGAGUAGAUCUUGUAGUUCCUUUAGACUACCUCGAAAAAUGACGAGCAUAAGUAGUCGAUACACUGUGAUGAGAAAAGUUCCCUCGUUCCUGCCUACCCUCGGCUUCUGACGUUGUUCCUGCCUACUAUGACAAAGGCUUCUGACGUUGUCCCUGCCUACACAUGGCGAGGUCACGGAGAAUCGUGGGCUGAUUAUGUGGUAGCAGCGAUUGUGCACUUGUUGCCGUUAAUGCUUUUAGCGAUUGUUAUAUCCUUAGACUCAUUCAGUGAAAUUGGUUCAGAUGAAUUGUAAUGUUGAGGUUGGAAUAAAUUCACAAUGAACUACUAUUCCUCGUCGUCAAGUCGUCGUGAUAAAAAAACUCCAUGAAGCUGUCGAAAUCAUUUAUUCACAAUGGCGAAUGGGAAUCCUGUGUACCACUUGUUCCAGUAAAUCUGCACGAGAAAAAAUGGAAAUCCAGUCUCAACAAUGGAGGAAUAUGAAACAGGCAUCGCAAGGUUGAUCCCCUGUUCCAGUAAGCAACUAUAAGUAGUCGUAUGUUAGUCGAAGAUACAACUAAGAAGAAAGUAGUCAUUCAAUAAUUUCCCUUCUUAUUUUCAUCAUCACCGACAGGUUUCUUGAUCCAAAUUGAUUGAUUGCGGCGAUAUUAACCCUAAGCGGAUCGGGAUUCUGGUAGAUUAUACUUAUCUGGUGUGAGUACAUGGUGACGGUCUAAUGAGAAUCAUUAAAGACUAAUAUAUACAACAUUAGUUGGUUCUAGAUGACGUUAAUCUAAACUCUUGUAUUUCCCUCUUUUCUUCUUUUCGUGUCUUCGUACAAGGAAGCGAGAGACAAAUAAAAAUGGUUGAGCAAAGGAUAUGCUACGUUGGCGGCCUGGCCGAGGAGAUGACGGAGGAGGCCUUACGCGCUGCUUUCGCGCCAUUUGGCGAAAUAAGGGAGUGUAAGAUACCUACAGCCAACAAGGACAGCAAGAGUUCUAAGCAUAGAGGCUUUGGCUUCGUUGAAUUCGAGGAGGAAGAGGAUGCAAAAGCCGCGAUAGACAACAUGCACGAGUCGGAGUGCUUCGGGAGGACACUAACAUUAUGAAUUUGUUUGAUUUUUUACGCAAGGCCAAGGCAUUCAUGACAUCUACCGUAGUUGUCAAACUAGAAUUUUUUUUAGGAGAUCUAAUAUGACACAACAAAGGUAGAACAGGCUCAAUGAUUGACUGAAUGCUAGUACAGAAGAUUGAUUAUGUUAUACGUCAUAAUGCUAAAGUUAGUGCGGCUCAUAGCUGCUAUCGACAUAUUCAGUGUAAAGGAUAUUUGACUAAUCUACGUUUUGGUGGUCAGUCCUUUGAUUUAGUUUUCCAGUUACUAUUUCCCCUCAUAAUAUUGUUGACUUCCUCUUUCAUACUCGGUGAACCAUAGUCGAGCGCAAGCAAACAGGCAGCCGGACAAGGCGGCGCGACCGAUAUGGGCAGAUCAGUUUCUGCAUGUGCAGAAACUUCAGGCGGCUGGUCUGCAAAAAAGGAACUGGCGCAUGUAAUGGCGUAUCUAAAAUCUCGUGUUGGCUGGGAAAACUUCUGUGUGGGACGAUCAUCUUGGACGUUUAUGUGCUUGGCUCGCUUGCCUUGGUUAGAUCAUGUGAAAUUUUUCUAGACUUCGCGAUUUUCUAGUCUUUGCGAUCUGUGUUUUGGGUUCGGAAAAGUACCCAAUGACCUAGCAACGACAAUGACACGUGUGCUGGUCAUGCGAUCCCUGAUUCGUCCAUCCUGAUCAUAGACCCAGAUAAACCGAUGCUUUUACCAUGACCCCAAAUAGAGUGAGGCCACUUGUGUCGUGCCUGGUCCGUUUCGUCAUUUAUCUUCAUGCGAUUUGAUGCGCGCAUCGAACUGCAUCCGUUCUAACACGGAGAGGGCGAC
Amoebophrya sp. A25 is the source of this 1980-nucleotide messenger RNA. The record is from the annotation of a GenBank genome assembly. Lineage: Eukaryota; Dinophyceae; Syndiniales; Amoebophryaceae.